AGCAACAUUCAGAAGAAUAGAAAUGAAACCACAUGAAACACAGGAUCCAAACUUAUCUGAAUAGUAGUAGCCUAAAGAAAGAAACUCUAAAGACACUGACGUUUGACAAGAUCACCGGAAACACACCAUAGUACCAGCUCUCUGUGGAAAUUUCUCGCUGAAACCUGGGGCAGGAUAAACACGGCAGAGGGAGACAGGCAGUCGCUUUGCCUUUCCAAGCUAGUGUAUCUAUCUCUUAGCUUCGGACUACACCCGGUAUCACUGAUUUUUUCGACGGGCAGAGAAGCUGCAGAAUUGCGGAAUUGCAAAAGGGUUCUAAUGACAUCUGGAACGGCGGUGGAGUUGGUCACGCCUGCUGCGCUCGUAGAGUAGCUAGCCAACUAGCCACCGCUGUAACUUCUUUUUUUUCCAGUAGCGUCGUUGCUAGCAAUGGAUGCGCUGUGGAUGGUCCUGCUGCUGGUGGUCCCAGCACUACUAUGGACCAGCAGCACGUUUGUUUUUUAUUUUAAAAAGUGUUUCUACGUGGCUUAUAUGAUGAUACUGGCUGUUAUAGCAAUACCACUCAGCAUUCUGAAAAGCGGUGGUAGGGAUAUUGAAAACAUGAGGAUCAUUCGCUCCCUGGUCCGUCAUGUGAAGUACUUCCUGGGUCUGCGCUUUGAGGUGAGCGGCUGGGAGCACCUGCAGACAGAGGGGCCCUACGUCAUCAUUUCCAACCACCAGAGUUCCCUGGACGUGCUGGGUAUGAUGGAGGUCCUGCCCGACCGCUGCUCCAUGAUCGCCAAGAAGGAGUUGAUCUAUGCCGGCACAGUGGGCCUGGUAUGCUGGCUGGGCGGCAUCGUCUUCAUCAACCGCAAAAAGACCAGUGAUGCCAAGAGCGUUAUGGCUGAUGCUGCCAAAACCAUGAUGGAUGAGAAGAUUCGCCUGUGGGUGUUUCCUGAGGGGACGAGGAACCAGAAGGGAGACCUGCUGCCUUUCAAGAAGGGAGCGUUCCACCUGGCUGUUCAAGCACAGGCCCCCAUCAUACCGAUCGUGUUCUCUUCCUACAGCAACUUCUACCUGCGGAAGGAAAAGGAGUUCAAGUCAGGCACUAUCACUUUGAAGAUCCUGCCCAAGAUCGAGACCAAGGGACUUACCACGGACGAUGUGUCAACUCUGACCGACCAGUCAUACGCCCUCAUGCACUCUGCCUUCCUCGAGAUCUCUGGCCCUAGGAAGCAGAGCAACGGGCCGUCCAGUCACUGAACAUUGCGCUGCCCCCAAGCCCUCUGACCCCUCUCCCUCCCCCCUCUCUUAACUCACCCCCUCCCCCCGUUCCAUCUGCCUACCUGUCACCCUGGCAACGCCAAGAACCUCUGCAGUGACUCAUGACUCCAUGUGACAGUAAUGACUGUAACCAAAAUUGCUUUCAGUGUCCUAUCUUUUGGUCUUCUUGACGCAGGAUCGUACGCACAGUGUCACACACACACCCUCUCACGCACACACACACACACACACACACACACACACACACACACACACACACACACACACACACCCUCGUACAGAUAAAUAACUUAAGCCUCUCUAUCCUGUUGCUUCAUGGACUCAUGAAUAUGGGAGGGGAGGUGAAGGGGUUGAGAUGAUGUCACUUCCCACAUGGAAGGGGGAGGAAUGGGGGGCCGGCCCAGCGGUGACCCCUGGCCUCUAAAAACGUUCUGCUUCCUGGUCCGACUAGGCCCUGCCGCAGAGCGAGGUCCAGGAGCCCCCGUGGGAUCGUGGGAGUUGGCGGACGACACCCCUGCACUGCAUGCCUUCCUCUGCCAUGCCGCCUUCUGCCCAGUGCUCUGCUUCAGCAGUUUAUUUUGUGUAUGUUUUUAUUAUUAUUAUUAUUAUUAUUAUUGUUUAGUUUCAAGUUUUUCUUUCUUUUCGCUUUUUUGUUGUUGUUAUUGUGCUUUGGCCAAUUUGCUCACAUCUCCUAUAGAUGAAGCACCAACUGUCUGAGAUCCAGCCUCCGCCUUACAGUUAUGAGCACACACACACACACACACACACACCCAUAUACACCCCCCCCCCCCUACACACACUUACAUACAAAACACGUACUCAUACGCAUACAAAGAGGAAAGGCUUCCAAGUUUGAUGUGUGAGUGGAAAACACGUGCACACACACACACUGCUCCGACACUGCUCCUCUGAACUAAUGUACCAUGUAUCCAAUGUUGAACAUUGACGGUGUAAAACUAUGAAAAUUAUUUAUACUGCUGACAUCAAAUUUGAUAUCUCAAAUCUGCUGUUUUUCUUCAGGCGGUCAAGUGAGACACAGUGUGUGGUGGACAUGCAGUUUCUCUCUGUAAAUGUAUUAUUUUUCUUUAUGCAUUUCUAUGUCUGUGAAUCCCCAUUCACAAACACAAUGUGUCAAAAAGGUGUUUUCCAUGAAGUGCACUGUUCUGCUUAACACUCGUUUGAUGGGGACAGAAUUCCAGUUACACGAAUGUCUACAAAGAACCAGUUUAGUCCUUUAUGCUAAAUGCUUGUUUUUUUUGUGUUUUGUUUGUUUUGCUAGAAGUUUCCAUCGGUUCUGUUCUUUUGUUGUUAAUUUAUCUAGUAUUAAUUUGUGGAGAUUCUAAAGAGGAGUUGAUCAAUAAGUUAUGGAGACGUGAUCUUCAUGAAAAGUCUUUUGUUGCAUGUGACCUGCGUGUAUGGGAUUGAAAAAGGCGCUGAUUGUGAACAGCCAAAAAGUUGAACUAGUUUCUCACAAGCCUUGGUUUAUAUAGAUCUUUCAUUGAUGAUGACAGAAAAAGACCUCAAACUCUUCGUACUUGAUCUUGAGUUGAUUGUGAUUGGUGGAGAGUAGGUCUUGAUGGCUAGAUACAUCUUUCCUUUUGUCGCUGCUUCUGAUUGGUUGAGACACUUGGGUGUGAUCGCACCAGAUUGUCAUUUUGGGGCCGUAAAGCUAUCAUUAUAAUUGAUUAAAAUUGCUUUGUUAGAGGCACAUGUGGAUUAAUGAUCAACAGCAUCUGGUAUUGACAUCUGUAUUCUAUACAGAUGAUGAGUUGUUAAUGUAAAGGCCUUCCAUCCGAGCUAGGUGGAGCUUCAGCCGCAGUGAUGAUGUUUUACAGGGGGGUUUUUUUUGGAUGUUUUGUGCGCAUUUGCGUCAUUUGAUUGGUCAGAAGUAAAUGUGUUUUAAAUUAGUGUUUUAAAAAUCCGAAUAGCUAGCAGCUCACUGUGAGGUUCUGCCAUGGUCCUCCGCUUCCUCAGCGAGAAUGUAUCUCAACAUCUGUAGUGUGUGUGUGUGUGUGUGUGUGUGAGGGAGAGAGAUCAGACAGAGUGAGAAUGUAUUUUACUAUCUGUGUGAGUGUAUGUGUGUGUGAGAUCAUGUUCUUGCUUCUUGAGACACACAGGCUAUUUUUUUCAUAAAGCCAUUUCAUUUCAGCUGUUUCUCUUAGUGUGGUGGUAGAAGGUAGUUUGGCCUGCUGGUCCCUUACCCGUAAAGGAGUUAUCUCAACUUUGUGAUGAGGGUCAGAGGUUGUGGUCAGUCAUCUCACCUUGAGGAAGUUUGUAAUAUUUGAAAAAAAAAAAAAAAAAAAAAAAGAAUAUAUAUAUAUAUAUAUAUAUAUAUAUAUAUAUAUAUUUGUAAAUUUAAAAAAAAACUUUUUUUUUCACAUUUGUUGAAUGUUGUGGCAUCCUAAAAGUGUCUAAGGCAACUCAUCUGUGCUGUUUGCCCAGUGCCCAGGUGCAGCUUAAGUCUUUCCAUCGUGUGAUUUGCUACAGACCUACUUGACUGAAUUAUGGUGUUGACAAAUUAUUUUGUUUUGUUUUUUUUCUCCAGCUCCACAUAUGAACUCAUAGGCGAGUGAUUUUUUUAGUCUUUCCUGGCUCAGUUUCAGUGGAAGAUUUGUCAAUGAAGUUGUGUAAAUGUUUAUUCAUCACUUCUAAACCCUUAAGCUCUUAAGUACCACUUAAUUAAGGCUAUCUGGAUGUAGGCAGUCUUGGUAAGGCUAUGUCAAAUGUCUAUCCUUAUGGUUGUGAGUGAAGUGGCAGUGUGCAUUGUACUAAUUCAAUUCUAAUUAAAUUAUAAGUUUAACUCCCCAGAUAUUCAUAUUGGCCUCAGUAUACAGAUUAGGCAUUACAUUAAUAUGUAAACUCCUGAUAUAUAUUAACAAAGCACUUUUAGCAUAGAAUUUGGAUUUAACAUUAUUUGUAAAGGGAACAUUGUAAUGUGGCAAAAAUGUGUAAAAUAUGAUUUUUUUUCACCAAAGCUAUUAAAUUGUACACUGGUGGAAGCUUUAGAUUUAUUAUGGAAAAAUAAAUAAAUAAAUGCAAAAAUGUGACAAGUGUCUAUCUGACAUCUUACAUAUCUUUGUGUGUGGGAACAUGUGUGUAUGUGUGGCCCAUGAUUUGUGUGGGUGUGUGUGUCUGCGUGUGUGUUUUUAAGUUUGCACAUGCAAACACAUGAAUUAAAAAAGCCCAUUGUAAAGUCUGGUUCUAUUUAAGAUGUAGUGUUCUGGAAUGGCACAGAAUCUGGAUUCAACCUGUCUGAAGAAUGCCUUGGGAAAGAGAAAAUAAAUUUAAUUCUUUUUUCCUA
Messenger RNA from Alosa sapidissima (American shad), 4564 nucleotides. It is a transcript of the gene agpat2, whose product is annotated as 1-acylglycerol-3-phosphate O-acyltransferase 2 (lysophosphatidic acid acyltransferase, beta). The transcript is spliced from 6 exons. NCBI's taxonomy places the organism in Eukaryota, Metazoa, Chordata, Actinopteri, Clupeiformes, Clupeidae. The record is from RefSeq and is a predicted model, not a curated record. The coding region runs from base 430 to 1242 and encodes 270 amino acids. Gene Ontology annotation, biological process: phosphatidic acid biosynthetic process. Gene Ontology annotation, cellular component: membrane; endoplasmic reticulum. Gene Ontology annotation, molecular function: 1-acylglycerol-3-phosphate O-acyltransferase activity.